UUGAGCUAGAGAAGAGCCAAAAUGGCGGCCGGCUCGAUCGGUUUCCUCUCGCAUUGCGUCCCAGGCAUCGUCUCUCCGGCACCUCGGCGCAGCGCGCACAGCAUUGGCGAGAAACAGGUUCUUGGCUUGAGAUUUAGCGCUAGUGCCGGAAUUCGCAGCAAGAAUCCGAGGAGAAUCGCUAGAAAUAUCGUGUGUAGCAGCGUUAGAAAGCUUUCGGAGGUAGAGAGCUCGAGCAUCGUUCCGGAAGAGCUUAGCAAGAUCCCUGCCGCGCAAGGAGUCUAUGCGAUCUAUGACAAGCAAGGCGAGCUCCAGUUCGUAGGGAUGUCUAGGAGGAUUUCUACGAGUGUCCAGGGCCAUGCCAGGGAUUUGCCAGAGCUCUGUGGCGCUGUCAAGGUGGCUGUGGUGGAGAGCGCGAAUAGAGAAGAACUUAAGCAGGCAUGGCAAGCUUGGGUGGAAGAGCACAUCAAAGCUACUGGCAGUGUUCCCAGUGGAAACUCUCCCGGGAACACCACCUGGACUGCAAAGAAGAAAGCCAAGAACGAUCUAAAGAUGAAGCCAUCGCGGGACAAGGAGCUGACCAUCACGCUCGAGGAGCUCAUCGGCAUCGUCGUCAAGACCCACAACGUCGUCGCCUUCAUCAAAGGCUCCAGGACCGCUCCACAGUGUGGCUUCUCUCACCGGGUGCUCACCAUCCUCGAGCAGCAAGGCGUGGACUAUGAGACAGUGAACGUUUUGGACGAAGAACACAACUCUGGUGUGAGAGAAGCCAUCAAGUCUUACAGCCAGUGGCCGACGAUCCCGCAAGUCUUCGUCAAGGGUGAAUUUGUUGGUGGAGCUGACGUGAUGAGCGAACUGGCCGAAAGUGGAGAGAUUUCCAAGCUCUUUGCUCCACUAAAGAAGUGAUGAGACGAGCAGUCCACAGGUAGCUCACUUUUUACAACCAAGCAAAGCAAGCUCGAGAUGGACCCUCGGAUGGA
Selaginella moellendorffii is the source of this 977-nucleotide messenger RNA. Its product is annotated as bifunctional monothiol glutaredoxin-S16, chloroplastic. The transcript has 2 exons. The coding region runs from base 22 to 903 and encodes 293 amino acids. Lineage: Eukaryota; Viridiplantae; Streptophyta; Lycopodiopsida; Selaginellales; Selaginellaceae. The record is from RefSeq and is a predicted model, not a curated record.